AUUUUCUUUUUUUCUUAUUUGGGCUCAUCCCCUGAGACACAUUUGUCCGCGCAUUAUACUUUACUAUCAGCAUGCAUGCAAUGGUUGUUUCUUUCGUUUCUUCGUCAUGUCCUCUGCUGUAGAACUUCGGCCACUGCUGUUGUCCUCCGCUCUUGCUUUUAUUCCUGGUGUCAGAAAAACACACAGCAGAGGGCAAAUCAUCAGACAGAAUGUAAUAACUCUACACAAUCACUGCUGUAUAAAGACACCUUUAUGUAGCGCAUUCUUCUUUUCUUUUUUUGUUCGGCAGUUUAAGUUCGUUGGUGAUGAUCGACAUACUGUCCGAGCUUUCGGAGAAGUUGUUUAUAACAAACUUCAACAUGCAUUAUCAGUUUUACAAAAAAAUUAGAC
Messenger RNA from Zychaea mexicana, 390 nucleotides. RefSeq lists its product as uncharacterized. NCBI's taxonomy places the organism in Eukaryota, Fungi, Mucoromycota, Mucoromycetes, Mucorales, Lichtheimiaceae. The record is from RefSeq and is a predicted model, not a curated record. Bases 107 to 388 code for a protein of 93 amino acids. The transcript is spliced from 2 exons.